Otolemur garnettii (small-eared galago) is the source of this 1254-nucleotide messenger RNA. Its product is annotated as patr class I histocompatibility antigen, A-126 alpha chain-like. Gene Ontology annotation, biological process: positive regulation of T cell mediated cytotoxicity; immune response; antigen processing and presentation of endogenous peptide antigen via MHC class I via ER pathway, TAP-independent. Gene Ontology annotation, cellular component: external side of plasma membrane. NCBI's taxonomy places the organism in Eukaryota, Metazoa, Chordata, Mammalia, Primates, Galagidae. Gene Ontology annotation, molecular function: peptide antigen binding; signaling receptor binding. The transcript has 8 exons. The record is from RefSeq and is a predicted model, not a curated record. The coding region runs from base 19 to 1116 and encodes 365 amino acids.
UCUCCUCAGAUUCCGAGAAUGGGGGUCACAGCGCCCGGAACCCUCCUCCUGCUGCUGUCGGCUGCCCUAGUCCUGACAAAGACCUGGGCGGGCUCCCACUCCCUGCGGUAUUUCACCACCGCCGUAUCCCGGCCUGGCCGCGGGGCGCCCCGGUACAUCGAAGUCGGCUACGUGGACGACACGCUGUUCGUGCGGUUCGACGGUGACGCGAUGAAUCCUAGGAUGGAGCCGCGGGCGCCGUGGGUGGAGCGGGAGGGGCCGGAGUAUUGGGUCGAGGAGACACAGAAAGCCAAGGGCAACGCACAGACUGACCGAGUGGGCCUGGAGACCCUGCGCGGCUACUACAACCAGAGCGAGGACGGGUCUCACACCAUCCAGAAAACAUAUGGCUGCUACGUGGGGCCCGACGGGAGCUUCCUCCGCGGGUACAUGCAGUUCGCCUACGACGGCGCCGACUACAUCACCCUGAACGAGGACCUGAGCUCCUGGACCGCGGCGGACACAGCGGCUCAGAUCACCCAGCGCAAGUGGGAGGCGGCCGGUGCGGCUGAGCACUGGAGGGUCUACCUGGAGGAGGAGUGCGUGGUGUGUCUCCGCAGAUACCUGGAGAAGGGGAAGGACACGCUGCAGCGCACGGAUCCCCCAAAGACUCUUGUGACCCACCACCCCAUCUCUGACCAUGAGGCCACCCUGAGGUGUUGGGCCCUGGGCUUCUACCCUGCGGAGAUCACACUGACCUGGCAGCGGGAUGGGGAAGACCAGACCCAGGACAUGGAGCUUAUAGAGACUAGGCCUGCAGGGGAUAGAACCUUCCAGAAGUGGGCAGCUGUGGUGGUGCCUUCUGGAGAGGAGCAGAGAUACACGUGCCAUGUGCAGCAUGAGGGGCUGCGGGAGCCCCUCACCCUGAGAUGGGAGCCAUCUUCCCAGCCCAGCACCCCCAUAGUGGGCAUCAUUGCUGGCCUGGUUCUCCUUGGAACUGUGCUCACUGGAGCUGUGGUUGCUGCUGUGAUGUGGAGGAAGAAGAGCUCAGGUGGAAAAGGAGGGAGCUACACUCAGGCUGAAAGCAGUGACAGUGCCCAGGGAUCCAACGUGUCUCUCACAACUUAUAAAGACUGAGACAGCUGCCUUGUGUGGGACUAAGUGUUCAUACCUCCCCUUUGUGACUUCAAGCCUCUGACUUCUCUUUCUGCAAAUGCUUCUGAAUGACUCUGCAUCCCUCUUUGCCUAAUGUGAGAAGGCGGGGAGGCCAACAUA